Messenger RNA from Phanerochaete carnosa HHB-10118-sp, 1098 nucleotides. RefSeq lists its product as uncharacterized. The coding region runs from base 72 to 1010 and encodes 312 amino acids. The transcript has 4 exons. Lineage: Eukaryota; Fungi; Basidiomycota; Agaricomycetes; Polyporales; Phanerochaetaceae. The record is from RefSeq and is a predicted model, not a curated record.
CCCCUUCGCCGAGAGAGGCGGACUUGCAGCUUUGUGGCUCUACACAUUAGGCAGUGUGCACCGACCUCCCGAUGGCAUCAUCGGCCGACACCGAGAGCGUGGCAGCUCCCCCGCCCGGCGGGAUGCGCUAUAGCACUCGGGAUGCCGAGCUCGACGAGAAAUUCUACGACGACGCCGAGACCGAGUUCAUCUCUGAGCUCACAGGUAUCAAAGACCCGGAUGAACUGAAGAAGCACGUCCUGCAGGUCCAGCGCGAGGUUUACGCGGUCCACCCGUACCCUUGUAUACGGCUCUGCGGCUUUGUGAAAACGAGGAUAUCUCGCUUCCCCACCUACAAGGAUCUCCUGCAGCUCGGAAGGGACCGCCCGGGCGCACUGUUUCUCGACAUUGGCUGCGGUGUUGGCAAUGACACCAGGAGGGCCGUUUUGGAUGGAUUCCCAGCCAACCAGAUCGUCGCCUCGGAUCUCCAUCCCGAGUUCUGGGACAUAGGCCACAAGGUGUUCAAGUCCACACCCGAGUCAUUUCCGGUCAAGUUCAUUGCAGGCGACGCCUUCGACGACUCUUUCCUCGCGUACGGCGGCCCCAUUGCAACCCCGGCAGCGGGCAGUGAGCAGCCAACGGACCUGUCCGCUCUGACUUCGCUCACCCCGCUCCGCGGGAAGCUGUCGGUGAUCUACGCCUCGUCACUCUUCCACCUUUUCGGCGAGGAGCAGCAGAGCGAGCUCGCGCACCGCCUCGGCUCGCUGCUCUCACCCACGUCAGGCUCGUUCAUCUUCGGGGCACACCUCGGGAAGCCCGAGAAGGGCCUAUUCCUUGAGAACAUACGUCCGAACAUCCCUGAAGGCGUGCGCAUGUUCUGCCAUAGCCCGGAGAGCUGGAAGGCGUUGUGGGAAGAGGUACUUGGGGAAGGCAAAGUAGAGACCAAGGCCGUGCUGAGGGAGGUCCAGCGGCCGGAUAUGCCAGAGGGUGUGAUGGCACAAUUCAUGAUCUGGUCCGUUAAGCGACUGUGAGGCUGCGGGAAGAUCGCUAUUCUACCGUUCAGGUUCCUAGAUUUCUUGUUUUGGCGUAACAAUAAUCCCACGCGGUAUCUUCUGACAU